UAGAAUUAUGUAUUAUAAUAAGUUGUGAACAAAGAGGGUAAUAGUUUAUAGUGGCAGUUCGGAAUAAAUCGUUGAACGAACUAGGCGCGUUUCAUUGCUGUUCCCUGUCUGCCCCCAAAGGACUAGCUGGCGUUACCCAGGACAUUACAUUUGGCGACGAGUGUGUUUACCUACGUGUGUGUUGUGCGGUUACGGUAUAUCUGUGCGGAUAAAAUGUCGAUCGGUAAAUUGAGCGAGUACAAUGUCAAGGUCGGCUCAUGGUCGUCGUACGUCGAGCGGUUAAAAAUGUACUACAAAGUGAACACAGUAAAGGACGAUAUGAAGCUGCCGAUAUUAAUUGCUUCCAUGGGUGACGAAGCAUACGAAUUGUUGGAAAACUUGUCAAGCCCGACGAAACCAGCCGAUUUAACAUUUGAGAAGGUAGAUGAAUUAAUGAGACAACAUCUGCAACCUACCCCCUCGGCACUAGCGGAACGGUAUCGGUAUAGACAAAGGAGACAGAAUGCCGGAGAAAACAUAGCUGUUUAUGUGGCGGAGUUAAAAAGAUUGUCUAAACACUGUAAGUUCGAGGCAAAUCUGGGUGAAAAUCUGAGGGACCAGUUCGUGUGCGGCUUACGAAGUGACGUCAUACGUCAACGGCUUUUUGCUGAGGACGACACGGUGACUUUUAACCAAGCGGUCAAACUAGCGACGUCAUUGGAAGCAGCAGAAAGGGAUUCAGCGGUAGUGGAGGAGAAUCGAGCGACAGGUAGUGAAGCGGGCGCAGUUCAUGCGAUUGCGUCAUCGCCAGCACGCGGUACGGCGCCGGCGGCUCGGCGUGCGGGCGGGACCGCUGCGGGCGCAGCAUGCCCGGUGGCGGUUGGCGGUGGUACAAAAACGCCAGCGCGACGCUUUUAUGGCGGAGACAAGCGACAUGGCAACGGUUGCGGUGCUUGUGGGGCUCAAAAUCACAACUUUGAGACGUGUCGCUUUAGAGAUUAUGUGUGCAGCAAGUGCCAGCGCACAGGACAUUUGCGGCGGGUAUGCCCGGAGUGGGGCGCACCGACUUCGCUGCGGGGACCGCCUCGUCGCGGAGCUGCGCGAGGCGGACUGCAUUUCGCAGACGCCGAUCGCGAAACAAGCGAGGAGGUCGGCGGGGACAUUGAGGAGGAAUUGCAUCACUUGAGUCUGAAUGAUUAUAAAUCUGUUUAAGGAGUUAUUCGAGGGAGGUCUGGGGCGAUACAGGGGCGGUAAGGCGAGCUUGCGUGUGCGGGAGGGGGCGACGCCGGUGUUCCACCGCGCGCGGCCGCUGCCGUACGCGCUGCACGAGAGAGUGGACGCCGAGCUGGACGCCAUGCUGCGCGCCGGCGUCAUCGAGCCCGUUGACUGCUCCGACUGGGCCUCGCCUCUGGUACCUAUUAAUAAGCCUGAUGGAUCCCUUAGGAUUUGCGCGGAUUAUAAAGCUACGUUAAACCCGUCUUUGCUGGUCGACCGUUAUCCAUUGCCAAAAAUUGAAGAUGUAUUGGUAAAUUUAAACGGAAAUAUGUUUUUCAGCAAGAUUGACCUCUCACAAGCGUACAAUCAGAUAGAAUUGGAUGAAUCUAAAAAGUACACGGUGAUAAACACGCAUAAAGGUUUAUUCCAAUAUAAUAGAUUAGUGUAUGGAUUAGCUUCAAGUGUAGGCAUAUUCCAACGUAUCAUGACUAAUGUACUGAGCGGUAUACCUAAUGUGCAAGUAUUUUUAGAUGACGUAAUAAUUGGCGGUAAAUCCCGAAUGGAACAUUUACAGGCCUUACAAACGGUUUUUCAACGUUUAUUGGAUAAUGGAAUGAAAUUAAAGAAAAGUAAAUGUGUAUUUCUGGCCGAAGAGGUAACUUAUCUCGGUUAUGUGGUUUCUAGAGACGGCAUAAAGCCGGACAGGUCAAAAAUCGAAGCUAUUGUGAAAAUGGAACAACCAAGUAACGUAUCCGAGUUAAGAUCUUUUCUCGGCAUGGUUAAUUUCUUCGGAAGGUUUGUUAGGAAUCUUAGUUCAACAUUGUGUCCCUUAUAUCAAUUGUUACGAAAAGGUGUGGAGUGGAAUUGGAAUGCGGAUUGUGCGCGCAGCUACUCGGAGGUAAAACAAUUACUUGUUAGCGUAAAAAUUCUCGCUCAUUACGACCCUAGUAAGCCAUUGAUAGCAACAUGUGACGCGAGCGCGCGCGGGGUGGGGGCCGUGCUGACGCAGCCGGACGGGCCGCGCGGGGAGCGCCCGGUCGCCUUCGCAUCUCGAACAUUGACUAGCGCCGAACAGAAUUAUUCACAAAUACACCGAGAAGCGCUUGCUAUUAUUUAUUGCAUAAAGAAAUUCCAUCAGUACUUGUACGGGAGGCAUUUCAUACUACGUACGGAUCACAAACCGCUCGUGUCGAUUUUUGGUCCGAAUACAGGCAUACCUACUAUGACGGCCAGUAGGAUGCAGCGCUGGGCGAUCAUCAUGUCCGCUUACCGUUAUGAUAUUGAAUAUGUCAAUACUAAGAGCAACUGUGCAGAUAGUUUAUCGAGAUUACCUUUAAAGUCGGUUGAAAAUAGUUACGGGAAAGUUCCGGAACAGACUUAUUUACAUUUUGCGCAACAGGCGAUGUUAUUAGACUAUAAUGAAAUUAAAAAGCAGACUCGUAGGGACAACAUAUUAAGUCGGGUACUUAAUUACGUACGAGAUGGCUGGCCCGAGCAGUGCGACAUUGAUGGCUUAAAACCGUAUUUUAACAGGAAAACAGAGUUGUACGAGGAAUUGGGUUGUCUUAUGUGGGGCCAUAGGGUGGUCAUUCCCGAGGGUUGUCGAGGUAAAGUCUUAGAUAUAUUACAUGAGCCUCAUAUGGGCAUUGUGAAGUCCAAGGCAUUAGCACGUAGUUACGUGUGGUGGGCAGGCAUAGACGAGG
Molecule: messenger RNA, 2897 nt
Organism: Pectinophora gossypiella (pink bollworm)
Lineage: Eukaryota; Metazoa; Arthropoda; Insecta; Lepidoptera; Gelechiidae
Exons: 2
Coding region: 214-1191 (325 amino acids)
Molecular function (GO): nucleic acid binding; zinc ion binding
Source: RefSeq, a predicted model, not a curated record